Molecule: messenger RNA, 1008 nt
Organism: Rotaria socialis
Lineage: Eukaryota; Metazoa; Rotifera; Eurotatoria; Philodinida; Philodinidae
Source: the annotation of a GenBank genome assembly
AUGAGAUUGUUAGAGUUAGUCGUACCUCCAUACAAAGCAGCUUAUACUAUUUUACAACAAUAUAUUGUGAAUCCAUUCUUGAAAGACCUUUCUACAGAUAAUGAGACAGCUACUAAGGAAGUGAUCUCGGAUUUAACCUGCGCUGUUCAAUAUAUCCGCGGUGCAUUGAAUGCAGCUAUUAAUAGCAGUCAAAAACUCCGAAGUGAAGUUGAUCAAAAACGUGUCGAUGCUGCUGCUGCUAUCAGUGCCAAAGAAAGGGAAAUAUCAAGCACGCAAGGUGAAAUUCAGCACGAAGCGUCCGAAAUCAAAGUUGUUAAAGCGCAGGUGGCAACAGAUGAGCAGGGUGUGAACGAAAAAGAACAGGGGGUUAUUAAUGCGGAGAAUAAUGUUCAUACUGUGCAAGAAAAGGUUGAUUAUGUCGAAGACUGCUUGUUUAAAAAGCAACGCCGGAAAUCUGUUGUUUUUUCUGCAAUAUCAGAUUGCGGUAAUAUCGUCAACUCGGUGAAAAUCGAGAAUGCUGACCGUGCACUUCACAAUGCAGAAGAAAAUCUCCAAAAUUCACAAAUCAAAAUUGAUGAUGAGCGACAACAAUUAUCAUCGUUACAAGGUCAACAAAAUAAUUCAAAAAAAGAGCUCAGUGCUUUGCAACAUGAAUUACGCGAAUUACAAUUAACUUAUAUAGUUCUGCAUGAAUUAAAUAAUUCAACAGCAACCAUCAGCCAGGACUUAAAAAUGGUUACCAGUCAUAUUACAAAAAUCUGGAGCGGAUCAGAACUUUUAUAUACAACAAUAAACGAUCUUAUGAAUUUUGACAGACUGAUUAAUCCACUAAAUGAAGUUUACAAGGUAUUCGAAAGAAAGCACCUAUUACAAAAUAUCCCUUUCAGUAUGGUCAGUGAUUUAACGCUAACUCAAGUAAAGCAUAGUUUUAAAACAACUGCUAAAUUAAUACCACAAAUGCCAUUGAAUUUGUUUAUAAGCAGUGUAAACUGUACUGUACAAGAUUAA